Molecule: messenger RNA, 897 nt
Organism: Daldinia childiae
Lineage: Eukaryota; Fungi; Ascomycota; Sordariomycetes; Xylariales; Hypoxylaceae
Exons: 2
Coding region: 1-897 (298 amino acids)
Molecular function (GO): oxidoreductase activity
Source: RefSeq, a predicted model, not a curated record
AUGACUACCAUCACUAAGGUCGCCCUUGCAGGUGCCAGCGGAGAUCUCGGAGCACCGGUGUUUGAACAAGUCUUGAAUGCGGGUUUCCAAGUUACCGUAAUAACUCGCAAGGGAAGCUCUCAUACUUGGCCGUCAAAUGUUACCGUUAAGGAGGUUGACUACAGCUCGCUCGAUUCUCUAACGGAAGCACUUCAAGGGCAAGAUGCUGUUGUUGCGACUAUCACGACCCCUGCAUUGAAUUCACAGGUCCUUCUUAUUGAGGCCGCAGCUAAGGCGGGAGUGAAGCGCUUCAUUCCAUCUGAGUUUGGUUCAGACACUUUCAACGAGAAGGCAUCACAGCUACCUUGCUACAAACCCAAGGUCGAAGUCCAGGAAGCCUUGAAGAAAGCUGCUGCCGAGAGUAGCUUGACUUGGACUGCAGUACUUAACGGUGCUUUCCUGGACUGGGCGAUCCGUGUCGGGUUUUUCGCAGACGUCAAAAACCGUACUAUCGAAUUACCAGACGGUGGCAACAAGACCACUUCAGCUGCAACACUGUCAACGAUUGGAAAGGCUGUAGUAGGCGUACUCAGGAACCCUGAGCAAACCAAAAACCGCCCAGUCUAUGUCCAAGAGGCUGUUAUUAGUCUGAAGCAGAUAGAAGAGAUCCUCAAGAAACACGUUGGAGCAGACGGGUGGAAGGAGAACGUGACGUCGCUUGACGAGGGACUGCAGAAGGCCUUGGAAGAGAACAAGACCGCAUUCACGCCGAACGUCUUUAUCUCGACUCUUAAGGUAGCGAUUUGGAGCGAUGGAUAUGGAGGCCGCUUCCAGAAGCUUGACAAUGAGCUGCUAGGUAUCAAGGAGUUGAGCCCUGCUGAACUUGAGGCUAUUGUAGUUAAGAACAUCCCCAAAUAA